AUGUCUGAUUCGCCCUUAGCAAUCUCUCGCCGGCAACGCGAACUUAGUAUCAAUCCAGCGCCUGCCGCGUCUAGCCUUUCUACGACUGUACUUGGUCUCACCGUCAAUCGUUCAGUACAGUCGAUCAUACAUCGCUUGCCCCGCGAGAUCAUCCAGAAGAUCUUCUACGAGCUGCUCCCAUCGAACUUGAACCAAGACCCUCCGCAUACUCUCCAUCUCCGUCGUCGCGGUGCACGGCCGAACUGGCUUGUGGUUGCACAUGUUUGCAGGGAAUGGCGGUCGGCCAGUGUCGAGUGGAAGUCCUUCUGGACGUACAUGCCGCUCGAGAGCUUCGGUUGGACGCAACGCGCCCUGGCCCUCUCCCGGGACCAGCCCAUUCUCAUUGAUUCGGGCGUAGGCGUCAGGCCGACGACCACGGAUCCCGCUGCACUUUCUCUCGCCCUUACUAGCGCGUCCCGCGCGAAGCAGAUCUCUAUUGCAUCUCGCGAAGCCGCAUCCCUCAUCCAGUCGCUCGAGGUCCUGCGUACCACCGAUGUGCCGCUGUUGGAGCGCCUUGAGAUCAUGUUGCUCAUGCCCGGCGCUGAGCCUCGUCCCGCUAUCCCGGUCGACAUCUUCCAGGGUUCUACUCCCGAGAAGCUGCGCAUCCUCGUCGUGAUGGACGUUCUCUGUCCCAUGAACGCGAACAUCUACAGCACAUCGCUCACGCAUCUCGAAAUGGCAUUCAACCGUCCCGCUUGGGAGAACCUCGGUAGUUUCUUCGAUACCGUCGAGUCGCUGCCCAACCUCGAGUAUCUCGCGCUCAUGCGCGGCGCCGUUCUGCCGUCGUGGCAAUCGGGUGAUCCUCAUAUCAUUGGCAAGCCGCGCAAGAUCAAGCUCCAACGAUGCCGCACUCUCCGCCUCAACGGCGACUCAUGCGUCGUCCUACGGUGCUUGGAAACUCUCGAGGCGCCGAAUAACGAAGUCGGCUGCCUGGUGUUUGGUUACGAGCGCAACAUCGAAGGCCAGCCUGCGCACGCUCACUGGGAUGGUCUUCUCACUAUCCCAUCUGCUCUCCAGUCCGCGUUUGGCAUUGAAGCCGACAAGCCGAGCGCUUCGAUGCGCCAUCUCGUCAUGACCUCUGGCAUGCAGCCUCUUUGGCAGACGCUCGGCGAGAUGACGGCGUUUCUGCACACCGUGCCGGAUCUCACCACGUUCAUUGUGCGGUGUUCGCCAUGGUUUGAGCUCCCAGGGCCAGAUGAUGGUGUCGAGCCGGUUCGCAUGGAGGCCAUGGAGCGCUUACACCUUUGGUCGCGCUUUCCGCGACUCCUCUCGACGCUCUCGCAGUACAUCGAGGUACCUCAGACAGCAGAGAGGCUUGUCACUGUCGACGGCGGACCUCCCGAGGGCAUGUCGCUGCCCGACUUCACGACCUCGCUCCGUGAGGCCUUCGGGUUGUUCAACUGGGCGCCAGGAAUGGGCGGACCGUCGUACACGCAGGUGACGGUAUCCGAGUUGCAGGACCGCUUUUUCCUCGGAGUCAGCGUCACGGUUUCGCAUCCGACAGCGCCUGGGCCUGGCGAGAUGGCGUUGCCGCCACGGAUGGAGCUCAACAUUCCACUCUUCACGCUCGGCGUCCCCGCUGCCCAUCCGCCGCGUGAGACCGUCGAGCGUCUGGCUGACCUCACGGAAGCCGUUAUGCGCGAUGUCUUCCCGCUGCAUGGCUGCCUCACCGCGCGGGUCUCGAGUCUACUCUUCGAGGAAGACGCGAUGUGGACUCGCGCGUUCAAUCAUCUCAAGACCGUCGAGCAGGUGCAUGCGGGGCCCGGCGUGAAGAUGGCCUCCACUGCCGCGUAUAUGCUUUGGCAGACACGCUUGCCUCCGCGCACGGAGCCGCUCCUUCCCGCCAUCCAGAUGCUUCACGUCGCAUGCGUCGACUUCCGGGAUCCGCUCGCGCCGUUCCUUCAGAGCACGCGCUGCCCCCUCAGCAAGAGUCGGCCGGAGUACGCGCUCGAGAUCGAGCGCUCGUUCAUUGAUGAGGAGAUCUUGCAUCAGCUCAGUCGACCGUUUGACCGUCUCCAUUGGGAUGGGCUGAAGGACGAGUCUGCAAUCUAUCCCGAUCGGCGCUGGCGGAGGGAGCCCGUGCAUGCAAUUGCGCUCACCCCCGCCGCCGCGGUUGCUGCGUAG
Messenger RNA from Peniophora sp. CBMAI 1063, 2163 nucleotides. NCBI's taxonomy places the organism in Eukaryota, Fungi, Basidiomycota, Agaricomycetes, Russulales, Peniophoraceae. The record is from the annotation of a GenBank genome assembly.